Messenger RNA from Penicillium nucicola, 2598 nucleotides. RefSeq lists its product as uncharacterized. The transcript has 2 exons. The record is from RefSeq and is a predicted model, not a curated record. The coding region runs from base 1 to 2598 and encodes 865 amino acids. NCBI's taxonomy places the organism in Eukaryota, Fungi, Ascomycota, Eurotiomycetes, Eurotiales, Aspergillaceae.
AUGUCGACCAAACUCACCCAUACCAAGGUUAACCAUGCCGCCGGCAUUUUCGCCGAUAUCUCGGUCGAUGGCCCUAUCAUUGGUACCCUGGUUGCUAUCAUUGAUCGCGCCAAGAACCUGCCGAACCGCAAGACCAUGGGAAAGCAGAACCCGUAUUGUGCUGCACGGUUGGGCAAAGAAGCCAAAAAAACACAAACAGACCUGCGGGGAGGGCAAACCCCUCGAUGGGACUCGGAACUCCGAUUCACCGUUUACGAAUCCCCAGAUUACUUCAAAUUGAAAGUCUCGGUGUUCAACGACGAUAAGAAGACUGAUAUGAUCGGAGAAACCUGGAUUGAUUUGCAUAACUUGGUCAUCCCUGGUGGAAGCCAGAACGACCACUGGCACCCGUUGCAGUGCCGCGGGAAAUACGCUGGAGAUAUUCGAAUUGAAAUGACCUACUACGACACACGAGAGCAAGAUGAGGCCGUGCUGGAACGCAGACAAGAAGCAGCAGACAAAAUCCAGGGCAAGGUUCCCAGCGCACCCAGCAACACUGGAUUAUCUGGCCCUCGGCAGUUGAAGGACGUCAAGCGUCGUCCCCUACCUAGUGGUCCACCUGGAGCACCAGCUCCAGCACCAGUACGACCAGCGCCGGUUGAGCACGUUCACUCUGCGCCUCCACCCCUUCAGCACCCAGCUCCGUCUAGACCGGCAAUUCCUGAACAUGCAAACUCCAUGCCUGUUCCUCCAGAGCCCCUUUCAUUUGCCCCCAGAACAGCACCCGUGGAGCCUGUAUAUGAAGAGCCCUUGUAUCGUGCACCAUCCCCUGUGCCCCCUCCAUCUCGAGGUGGAUACGAGGCUGUUGAUCCUUAUCAGCAAGAGUGGGAAGAGCAAGCUAUGGUGCCUGUUUCACGAAGAAAUACUCAUGAGAUCGCAUAUCCUGUCCAGGAAAUGCCCGACAACCAAUACGAGCCUCGUCCUCUGCAACCGCGGAGCCAGUCUAAUUAUGAUCAGCCACCCUCUCGAGACUACCGGCUAGCUAGACAAGAACCGGUGUACGAGGCAGAUAUGCGAGGCAGAAUGUACAGCCGCGGACACCAAGAUCACUAUAUGGAUGACCCCCGCCAUAACCCAGAUCCUGCUUCCUAUGGGCCUGCGGUACAUGCGUACGAGCUGCCAGCUCAAGAAUUUCCCAGAUCGGCUUCCUUUUCGGGCCCGGUGGAUGACCCCAGAUACCAUCAGCACAUUGUUAGGCCCCUUCAACUAAUGGGUCGUCCUGAAAAUCAUCCCGAAUAUGCAACAAUGCAACCCCGAGUUGAGGAUGAAGAUGAGGAUGGAAUGAUGCCACCUCCACCGCCGCUCCACCGAUCUCGAGAGCCGCAAACUCAAAUGCGCACUCCCAGAACUUCAGCACACACGUACAUGCCUUACACGCCUAAGCACCCUUCUUCUAGGCCACCAGCCACCAACUUGCCAACGUCAAUGUCUACGCCAUCUCAUAUAAUGGCACAUGCUGCAGCCGUGCCAGCAAGCUUGGUCGCUGGCUAUGAACCAGAAGAUGCAUCCGAGAGAGCAGCUUUUGAAAGGUCGAUUCGGAGACGCAGCUCGCACUGGGACGAUGAGAUGAUGAUUUCCGAUGCUCCUGCCUCGGUUCCUGUCACAGCACCAGUUCUCUACGAAGCUCCCAUCCAUCCUCUGAGAACAUCCCCUCGGCCUGUUGCCGAAAGACCAACCUCGAGCAGAGGAGGAACUGGAUCUGUGAGCCCCGAUAUGCGCGCAGUCACCCGGAAGUCCGUCAGUCCACGGCCGCCAUCCUCAGAUAGCCGUGGGGGUUCAUCAAUUCCCUUCUCCCCUGACUCCUACAGCACCCUCAAUCACCAUACAUCUCGUCCUUCUAGCAGAGAUCCUUCACCAGGCUACGAUUCACCCGCGCACUCUAGGAAUUCUCUGGUACGCGCCAAGAGCGAGCCUCCUCGAGACGCUGAUCAACCAAUUAUCGGAGACGACGGCCGCGAGAUCGACCCAUCAGACCAUCUCCCAACCGAUACCUGGGCCCCAGAGCCAGAAAGGAAAAACCGCAAGCCAGAGGUCAUCAUUCGAUUCAAGCACUCAGCCCGCCCGACGUCACGAGGAAACGAGUCAACAACUUCACGGGUAGCAGGCCCACCCCGUGUAGGCUUCAGAGCCGAAACCAGCUACGACCGCUCCCCGAAGAAGUACACCCCAACCCAUGUCCACGCCAGCCCAGGCUCAAUGGUCCGCACUCCGCCACGGGCGGACUAUACACACGGACGAUCCGACAGUUACACAGACAGUCGCGGCUACAACACCCCAACCUCAACAGAUCGUCCUCGCUCCUCUCGCGGUUCAGUCUCUCCAUCGCCUAGCGCUCGCUCUCCACUCUACGAUUACAACACCGGACCGGUGAUCCCUUCCAAGGUUCCAAUCACCCAUGGUAGUCCCAGCUACCCAGUGAUGUCCGGCAAUCCCAACGGCCGCAUGGACGCCUUGAGUCGCGAGCUUAGUACGAUCGAUAUCGGUUCUUGUAGCCCUGCUCGUGGAGCUGUUCGCAAAUACGUUCCUCGAGCAUCAGCGUCUAUGGGCUACGCCAGCUAA